This is a messenger RNA of Vicia villosa (hairy vetch), 1635 nucleotides long. RefSeq lists its product as uncharacterized. Bases 1 to 1635 code for a protein of 544 amino acids. The transcript is spliced from 3 exons. The record is from RefSeq and is a predicted model, not a curated record. Lineage: Eukaryota; Viridiplantae; Streptophyta; Magnoliopsida; Fabales; Fabaceae.
AUGGCUAACAACGUGACCGCUACCAGAGAAGCUACAAGGCGUACUCACACUUACAGUUUCCAUCGCGAAGGCUUGAUUCAGUUGGGGCAAUUGGGUGGAUUGAUCACUGGUCCUAAUAAAACUGUGUUCACUGAGAAUUAUGGAAACAUCUUGACUCUUUUGGACUCACACGUCGACGAAUGGGGUUUAUCUACUCUUCUCCAGUUCUAUGAUCCUGACUUGCGUUGUUUCACCUUCUCAGGCUAUCAGUUGGCUCCCACUCUCGAGGAGUACUCUCACUUUCUCAAUAUCAAGGUUCAACACAAGGUUCCUUUCGUUUGUGUCCCAGAGAAACCGGAUUUGGACAACAUUGCCAACGCUCUUUAUUUGAGCAUAGAAGACGUCCUUGGAAAUUGGAAAAAGAAUGGUAGCACUCAGGGUUUCUAUAUGAGUUUCUUGGUUGAGAAGGCCCAAGAGUUGGCUAACAAAAAGAUGUGGGAGGCCUUCAACGCCCUUCUGGCCGUUUUGAUUUAUGGGAUCGUGAUGUUCCCUAACAUUCACAAGUUCGUUGAUCUGGCUGCUAUAUGUCUUUUUGUGGAGAAGAAUCCGGUCCCUACUUUGCUAGCCGAUACGUACUAUUCUGUUCACUCUCGAUAUGGGAAAGGAGGAGCCAUAAGAAAUUGUUUGCCGUUGUUAUACACCUGGUUUAAGUCCCACCUACCUACAAGUGGUCCUUUCGUUACUUCUACUCAGAAAUGGCAUCAAAGGAUCAUGGGGCUUACUGGAAAUGACAUUGUCUGGUGUCCUACUGGGAUGGACGUAGAGAAAGUUAUAACUAGCUGUGACCAGCCUUUGGACAAAGAGAUAUUCGAGUCCGUUUGCUUUGAGAAGGGAACCGAUCCAAAGGGUCUAGAAAAAGUGAGGAGUGCCUGGAAUAGCAUCCAUACAAAUGAUCAGAUUUCUCUUGGUGAAAAGAAUCCCGUUGCCAGACAAGCCUACACAGAUUGGGUUGAAAAUAGAGUUAAAGAUCGCCUGUUGCCUUUCCCGAAGGUUAACCCAUUGUACAAGCAACCACCUAAGGUUCCAAUUGCCACUAUGCCUGCUGAGAAUUGCAUCCCAGUAAAUAUGGAAAGCACCCAAUUGCACGAAAAGAAGUCGGAUGUGCAACCGAAACAUUGUCUUGUGGACAAGAAAAGAGUUGAGUUGACACACGAAGCCAAAAUGCUGAAGGGAGGAUCUUCCAGAGUUCAAAAGAGGGCUAGAACGGAAAAAGGUGAAAUAGAUACUACUAUUCCUGGGCAUAACGCAAGCAAUUCAUCAAACACGUGGAUUGCAAUAUUAGAAGCCAGCUUAAGAUCGCUACAAGCAUCCAUCAAGUACAAACUUGGUAUCCACCUCUUCAUCCCCAUGUCCUCUAUCCAAAGAUCAAAGAAUCACAAAUAUUGGGUGUGUGUAUCAAGAGAUAUAGGGGCCCAAAGUCGUGACCUCGCCGAGUCACGCGUUGCUAAAGGCAUGGAACAGAAUCCCAGAGCACGCAUGUGCAUUCCGUCAAACAGGUGGUGGGACAUUUUCGAGUCCAUUUUUAGGGAGUUAGAAGCCCCUCAUCGACCCACCAUGAGUUCCAAUCCCUUAAAUUCCAUGUCCUCUCUCCAUUAA